AACAGCCAGUCCCCGCCGAGGAUUGAGCUCCAGGCUUCGGUUUGCGCAGCGAGGACGGACAGAGAGCCGGCGGAGGACGCUUGUGUGUGGGAGAAGGAGCCGAGCGGCGUCCGGAUGGACUGACAGCUGCGCUGCACUGAAGGAACAUCGUCUCCACCAUGAACUCGUCACCCCACGGCUCCAGAGCCUCCAUCGACAUCCUGGAGGAACUCCAGCUGAUCGCUGCUCAGAACCUGGAAAAGCUGGACAUCAACAAAUACUAUGAGGUCGUCAGAGAACUGGGAAAAGGCACCUAUGGGAAGGUGGACCUGGUCGUCCACAAGAUCAGAGGCACAAAGAUGGCUUUGAAGUUUCUGAGGAAGAAGACCACCAAGCUGAAGAGCUUCCUAAGAGAGUACAGCAUCUCUCUGUACCUGUCGCCAUGCCCCUUCAUCAUCAACAUGUUCGGCAUUGCCUUCGAAACAGACGACUACUACAUCUUUGCUCAGGAGUACGCGCUGGCAGGAGAUCUGUUCGACAUCAUCCCUCCACAGGUGGGCCUCCCUGAGAUGGUGGCAAAGCGCUGCGUCCACCAGGUGGCUAUCGCCCUUGACUACCUGCACUGCAAGAAGCUGGUCCAUCGGGACAUAAAGCCCGAGAACAUCCUCAUUUUUGACAAAGAGUGCAGAAAGGUCAAGCUGUCAGACUUUGGCAUGACGCGGCGUGCCGGCUCUCCAGUGAAGCGUGUUAGCGGUACAAUCCCGUACACGGCGCCUGAACUGUGUGACACCUCUCGGCAUGAGGGCUUCUGCGUGGACUACAGCACAGAUGUAUGGGCGUUUGGUGUGCUGCUCUUCUGCAUGCUGACCGGAAACUUUCCUUGGGAGAAGGCCAUGCCCAAUGACGCCUUCUACGAGGAGUUUGUCCGCUGGCAGCGCCGUCGGACAGGCCAUGUGCCGUCGCAGUGGCGCCGCUUCACAGACGAAGCUCUACGAAUGUUUCGUAGGCUCCUCUCCAUUGAACAGGACCGCCGCUGCUCUGUCAAAGAAGUCUUCAGCUACUUCAACCAGUGCUGGAUGUUGGACACGGAGAACGGGAACAGCAGCAGCGGGGGGUUGGCAGGCAGCGCACCUCCUCUGGACAUCAGCUCGUCCUCAUCUGAAGAGGAUGUAUUAGUGGACAGACUGAAGCAGCAGAGCCUGUCGCCUGCCUGUGUAGCAGCAAAGGGAGGCCUCAUGAUGGACACCCACUACUCCUCCAUGUCCACAAACAGCUCGCCGUCCUCCACCGGCAGCUAUGAGCGGGUCAACAGAGACAACAACGAAAGAGGACGCAUCCUGGUGGCCACGCCCAUCGAGAUCUGUGUGUAGAGACGGCCGGCGCUGCUUUCAGGCUACCUGCUCACACCUGCACACUGGUGUGUGCCAACCAAGAAGAUUUCUCCGACUGUGAGAAAAAGGAGAAAAGUGAGGAGGGGCGUGUGGCGAAGAUGCUUAGCAUCAGAAAACAAUCGACAGUCUGACAGCUUCACUGCAAGUUCACGCAUUUCUGAUGAAGACGAGCUCUGAGGAAAUGAGCAGUGAGACAAUCGCACUGUAGCCUCUGUGGUUUAUACUUCAGUUCGUGGAACAAUACACAACCUCACUGGACAACCUGUGAAGAAGGAAAAGGUGAAAUGACAAAAACAUAAUCAACAAGCAAUAUGUUAAAAAAAGAAUCUGUGACGCAAAGUAGAAAGAUGUGAUCGACUUUGUGCAUAAAGCGACCGUAACACAUGUUAAUUGUAGUAUACUGUACCAUCCUCAUGUUUGGUAGAUAGUUUGUGUGCUUUUCUUUGGAGUUAAAUUAUUUAUUUAUGUCAGAUGUAUUUAUUUAUUAUUUGUUUUAUUUUAUCUAUAGGAAGUGAAAAAUAAUUUACUAAAGAAACUUGUAGAUGAAGGUAACUUUUUUCUUUACAUUUAAAAAAAAAACUGACGUUGUUGUGAUCUCCAAUGAAAGUAGAUUGUUUUCCUGUGACGCUUAAACUGUACAGUAGCAAUCAGCCAUCUAGUCCAUCCUCCCAUUAAACUGUAGUGAACUGUGAUUAUUACUGAAUACUGCAGCAGCCCAGUUAUUAAUACGAACACUUCCAAGCAAAACUGACAGUUAGCAAUCAUGUAUUAUCUACUUGUUAAUAAACUGAUAAAUAUGAGAAAAGUACACAAAAUUACUCAAUCUGUUUUCUGCUUGCAUGAUUUACAAAGAAAGCUAAAAGGGCAACGUUUAAUUGGGAAGUAAUGGGUGAUAUAUUGGACGUUUUAGAAAAAAUAAGUAAUCGUUUGUGAAAAUGCAAACAGAAUUUAGCAUUUGGGAAUACUACCCAACAGCUGACUGCUCCCUCAACUCGCUUUCCAUUUUUAGAAAAAUUCUUGAAGGGUUAUGCUGAAAAUGUGACAAGAUGGACAAUAUGUAAAAGAAAAAAAAACAAUCUUUUUUUUUUGUUUUUAUAAAGUACUGCAUGAAGUAACAUUACUGUGGUGAAAAUUUGUUGAAAUAAAAACCCUGAAAUUAAAA
Molecule: messenger RNA, 2532 nt
Organism: Amphiprion ocellaris (clown anemonefish)
Lineage: Eukaryota; Metazoa; Chordata; Actinopteri; Pomacentridae
Product: un-named sa1261
Exons: 4
Coding region: 159-1349 (396 amino acids)
Biological process (GO): peptidyl-serine phosphorylation; peptidyl-threonine phosphorylation
Molecular function (GO): protein serine/threonine kinase activity; ATP binding
Source: RefSeq, a predicted model, not a curated record